AUGGCCUUCGAAGUCCUAUGUAGCGCCAAAUACACUCCAGUUUCGGCCACGGUGAAGGUUCUUGAGUACUUGUCACUAAAUUAUGUCGGUGACAGCACCAUUGAACUAGACGGGAAACAUGUCCCGUUUACCUCUGCAAACUUCCUUCGACUAAUUCAACAAACCACCGUGUCCUACAUACCAGACAACGACAACGAAGAAGAGGCAUUCACAAUUGCUUUCAAUAAAGAUGGUUUCUUACGCAUAAUUGAAUUUUUCAUCUACAAAAUAAUGCCCGAUGGCUUUGUUGAGUUUUUCAGAGGUUCUUUUGACGAAAGGUUGAAUUCCCUUGUGCUUCCAGACAAUAUUUACAAAACUUCCGUGGUUACACUUGUAGCAUUUCAAGAUAUAAUAUUCCUGCCUUCGAUUGAACAUGAAGAGUUUUCAACAGGCAAACAGAUGAUUGACGAAAUAUUUCGAUCCGAACUACCCUACAGUUUUAAAAUUGUCUACGUGGGACACGAUCCAGAUCUUCCAAUCCAAAAAGUAGUUGAAAAUGCUCUAAAUGAUUCCAAGAAUGAAGUGUCAAUGUCCGCAUUUCCAAUGUUCUGGAAGCUAGGAACAGAUCUCAGACACUCUGAGACAGUCCUAUACGAUGGUAUCGUAAUGAUCAAGAGCAAGACUUCGAGUAAACCUGCUCUUUUUCAAAUCUUUCAGUCAAUCAGUGGAUUCAUUUGGUUGUGUGUUCUUGUAUCUAUCAUCUUCGUAGCUGUCAUCUUCUAUAUUAUUAAAUAUGUGAAUGAUAAACAGUCAAAAGCUAUGGGUCUUCUACCGAAAGAUUACAAUAUUUUGAUUAAACCAAAGCGGAUAGCGGUCGGUGUGCUCCAUCAAAUCUGUUGGCUCGCCUCGCUCUUCGUCAUCGCGACAUACGCCGCCUCACUGGCAGAUCAACGAUUUCAAUCCGAGGAUAGGGCGUUACAGAAGCUGUUGAACAAGGCAAAGAGCGAAUGGGAAAACGAGAUGUACUGCAAUAGCGUUGCUGAAGCCACAAAACGCAUUAUUGACAACGAGUUCGAUAUUCUCAUCGUUAGUCAACUUGAAGCCAAACGAAUACUUAGUGUGGAAUGCAAGCUUGAAAGAAUUGGGGCGACGGAAUAUCUUUUUCCCUUGGCAUUUCUACUUUCGGGUCCUGAACACUUCGUCAAGUUGAUGCAAAAGCGAAUCAACGUAGUCAGCAGCAAACAAAUCUUUGAUACUGUGGCGCGGAGAAACCUGGUCUUGGGUGAUUGUCCACUAACAACAGGGGCGAUUAACGUACAGGCAAAUACUUUUUCCAUUGAAGAAAUGAGCGGCAUUUUCUUCAUCGUAUUAGUUGGUAUUGUCUCCAGUUUUAUUGUCGCUGGUAUAGAAUUCAUUGCUGAAAAGUACGCAAUGUACCGACAAUGGCUCCGAGAGAGUGAUAUGAAGUUUGGGGAAGCCUACGAAGGUGAAGUGUUGGAAGUUAUGGAAUCAGGAGUAUGGAUACAACUGCUCGAUCAAGAUAUUACUGCAUUCGUUGAAACGGCAAAUGUUAGAACCAGCAAAGGCCCUGACGGAGCACCAAAUUUGGCGAUUGGAUCCCCAGUGAUGGCGACAUACAUAGGCAAUGAUCCCCACACGACCAAUCCUCUUUUCACCGUAUCGGAGGUGCCAAGAACACAACGCAGCACAAGUCGAGAGUCUGCCUCACACGAUUGA
This is a messenger RNA of Rodentolepis nana, 1716 nucleotides long. Lineage: Eukaryota; Metazoa; Platyhelminthes; Cestoda; Cyclophyllidea; Hymenolepididae. The record is from the annotation of a GenBank genome assembly.